AUGCCCGAAACGAGCGAACCGCGACCAAACGACGAUGGUGGUAUUGGUGGGCAGGGUACACCUGGUGGGGGCUUCAUCACCCUCACGGUUCCAUCGAUCGUGGAAGACUUAGACGGUGGACCUCCAACACCGACGGGUUCGUUCCAGAAGCGACCACCUUCGGUGCAUUCUACUGGUCGUGUGCCACCGCCACCUAUCCUGCGUGCGAUAUCGAUGCAACCUUCGACCGGGGUGGCGUCCCAUCACGUGCCACCACCUUCAACACCUGAGGAGAAGUCGAAGUUCACGCGCAGGUACGUGGCCGGUGUGACUGGUAUUAGCUACGCGCUGUUCCUGAUCGUGUUUGGGCUGAUCGCCUUCAUCACCGAUGCGGUCGAGAACAACGCUCGUUACCCACUCGCGGAGGUGUUCGCACUGUACAUGGUCACGGUCGGUAUCGUGUACUUCGUGUUCUUGUACGUCGACAUCCGGCUGUAUGUGAGCCGAGCACAAAAAGCCUUCGAGGAGCUGGAACGCCGUCGGCAGCAGUUUGAGAUGCCAACUGAGAAUGGAGGACCUGCCGUGCUGGCACCUUUGGAACCUGUGCGACAUGAUUACUGCUUUGUGACGGGACGGCAUGGUGAGAUCAUCUAUCUGAAGUUAGGUGCAACCUGGUUUUGCUUUGGGUUGCUCAUCCACUCGGUACUGCUGCUGUCGUACCAGGGUAUCCUCAUGAACAGUCGUGACGGAAAGUGGGCUGAGUGCGCAUCCAACACUACCAUCGCGAUGGAGGUGUUGUUCCUGUUCUACUGCCUGUUUCUAAUCUUCUUCUUCUGGAAGUACGCCAACAUCGUGAUCAACCGUUACCGCGGAAUGGCUCGAUUUGGAAUCAUGCACGCUAUUGGCACAGCACUCGCUUUCUGGGUGUUGACGAUCGUACGUGAGACUGUGGUGGCCAUCCGCAUCAAACAGUCGUACUACGAGGACGACGUCGUCGGAGUUCCUGUGGAGGGCGACCGAGAUGCGUCCAUGAUCGCUCCAAACGAUUGUCCAGGACCUGAGGAGCUCAACCAGGUGUUGGCAUCCUUCUCGCCGUAUCUAUACCCGUUUGUGAUUGAGUUCAAUAUCCUCAUCGUUGGGCUGUUGUAUAUGAUCUACGCCAACAUCAGUAAGUGCCCGAAGAAGAUCACGGUGCGAGGUCAUCACGGGAAUGCGCACUCCUCCAGAGCUGGUGGCAGUGUGGUUGACUUCGAUGGUCGAAGUGAGUAUAGUGACCACUGUGAGGACACCCUGGACCACGAGGCUCAGGUGAAGUCGAGGCUGGUUGUGUAUGGAGACUGUCAACAUGCAAGCCGCGGGCUGUUCGCUGGAUUGCUGCUUGUCGUCGCCACCAUCGUUGUCAUCAUCCUGUUCCACAUCGCGUCACGUGACGAUGACUACCGCGACACUGGCAUCCUAUUGGACGGAAUUUUCGAGGUGACCGUGCUAGGGAUCAUGAUCCUGGCCACGGUUAUCGCCUACUACCAGACGUCCCGGCUCGACAUCAACCCACAUCCAAUCUCGCGCCUUGACGACGUCCUGCUGUUCAUCGCCAUCCCUGCCUUCUUCUCUGAGACGCUCUUCAGUAUGAUUCCCGCGUUCGAGAACGGUUCCAUCCUGAACGGGUUCAUCGUAUUCACGCAGAUAGUGCAGGUGCUGUUGCAGACACCGUGGAUCUGUGACGCUCUACGACGUUGCUCAAACACCGAGGAACUGCAACGCACCAAACCCGGCAAGGAGCUGGUCACGUUCAUGACCAUCGCGAACGUCUCGCUGUGGGUGUACUACACCUUCUCCGUGAAAACGGGCGAUUUCGGAGAUGAGCGGUACGACUACUACGGUGACGUGCUGUGGUCGAUCCUAAACCACCUGUCAUUGCCGCUCAUCAUGUUCUAUCGCUUCCACUCGUCCGUGUGCCUGGUAGACAUCUGGCGUCAUUCGUACGAGCCUGGCGAGAUGGCUCACUGA
Messenger RNA from Anopheles nili, 1986 nucleotides. RefSeq names its product proton channel OtopLc-like. The transcript has 3 exons. The coding region runs from base 1 to 1986 and encodes 661 amino acids. Gene Ontology annotation, biological process: proton transmembrane transport. Gene Ontology annotation, cellular component: membrane. The record is from RefSeq and is a predicted model, not a curated record. Gene Ontology annotation, molecular function: proton channel activity. Lineage: Eukaryota; Metazoa; Arthropoda; Insecta; Diptera; Culicidae.